UUUUCAGUCACAUUUUUUUCCGAAACAUCCUUUGCUGAAAGAAACACCGCAACAUCCACACCCAUUGGAAUACCAUCCUAUCAAACACUUAUAAAUUCACCAUGGCCAUCUGUAAGUCCUCUUCAUGGUCUACCCCCCGAAGAAGAACCCAACGACUACGAAGUGUGGUCUGCCAUCGUUUCAUCCAUGCAACGCUGGGAACAAAUGAAGAAGAACAAGAAAGCGCACAAAUCACAUGUCCACAAAAGGUCCGAAGAAGUCGUUUGUUAUCGAGGUUUUGGCUGUUUCCGAGAUGAAGGAGCUUUUGAUUAUUUGGAUACUUUGCCUGCGUCACCAGAAUCCAUCGGUACUAAAUUCAUUCUCUAUACCAAUAAAAGCCGCAUGAAUGGUGAACUCUUGUGGUACGAUAAUAGCUCAUCAUUGUAUUAUUCUCAUUUUAAUGGAAGCAACCCGGUGAAGAUAAUCAUCCACGGAUUCGGAAGCAGUGGAAGAAGAAUGUGGGUUCUUCAAAUGGCAGAGGCUCUUCUAGCAAUGGAAGAUGUGAACGUCAUUGUGGUAGAUUGGGAAAAAGGUUCGUCUUUGCCUAAUUAUGUCCAAGCUGCUGCAAAUACUCAGCUUGUGGGGAAACAGCUAGCAGCUCUGAUUCGUAUGAUUAAUUAUGAACGAGGGCUCUCAAAUCAAGACUAUCACCUCAUUGGAUUUUCUCUUGGAGCUCAUGUGGCUGGUUUUACUGGAAUGGAAUGCAGAAAUAUUAGUCGCAUCACAGGAUUAGAUCCAGCUUCUCCUCUUUUCGAAGGGUAUGAUCCGAAAAUCAAACUAGAUCCUAGUGAUGCAACUUUUGUUGAUGUCAUUCAUUCGAAUGGGAAUAGCAUCAUGAAGGGUGGUCUCGGAAUGUUCGAACCUUCUGGGCAUGCUGACUUCUAUCCCAAUGGAGGAAGGGUUCAGAUUGGUUGCAACAACGUCUUUAUCGGGGCUGUAACUGACAUUAUUUAUGGAAAAUGGCAAAGUUUGUGCAAUCAUCGUAGGGCUUUUCGUUUCUUCAUUGAUUCUAUUGUACCCAGCUGCAAAUUCCCUGCUUUUCCAUGUGACAGCUACGAAAACUUCCUUGCUGGAAAAUGUUUUAAAUGUGGAACACAAGGAUGUGUAAACAUGGGCUAUUACGCAGAUAGGUAUCAACACGCACGAGGAAAAUACUAUUUAGUCACCAGAGACACUGAACCAUUUUGCGCAAAUCAGUACAGAAUAUCUAUAUCAAGUACUAGAGGACAAGGAACAACAUGGGGUAAAUUGGAAUUGUCAUUUUUGGGAGAUGAUAAUAGUAAUGAAACUUUUGUCCUUACCAGUGAGAGUCAAGAAAUCAGUGACAAACAAGACAUACAAGGUCUAAUUGUUGCAGAUCCAAGUGUUCGAAAUGUCACUGCUCUGAUCAUCAAGUACACGAAAUACAGAGGAUGGAUAUAUACUGGAUUGGAUCGUUGGGAUAUAGACAAAAUUCUCAUACAUAACAGCAACGGAAAUACUAUGAGUUUUUGUGGUCAUGCAAUUCCAAUCCUGAACAAUGAACCAAAAUUUCUUCCUCUUUUGCGUGGUGAUUGCCAAGCAGAACCAACCAGCCAAAGAUUGGCGCGACUCAUAUGGCAAGUUGUUGGCGAACCGGUGGCAGGUAGAGACCCUCGUCCACCAAAACUUCUAUGGAAAAUCAUGGUAGACGACAACGCCAAAUAUCAUUGGCCUAAUUCGUGACAGUGGAACAUUUGGUAAAGAAAAAAAUCCAGAAAUUACAGCUAAUAUUUUACAAACCUAAGACCUGAGUAUGCGUGAUCAUGGACAUUUGUGAUUUACCUUAUUAAUAAUACCAGCUUUGUUAUUUAAUUCUCAUUAUUCUUUUAUUUAGAUGUAUCUAAAGCUUGUCAUUUUUUUUUUGUAUUUUUCAUUCUGCUAACACAUAUGUUUUUUUUUCAUUUGAAAUAAGAGAAUUUCAGUACAAAUGUUCAUAACAAGUGGUAUUCAUAGCAUUUCAUAUCAAGUUUUGUUGUAUAAUCUGGAGGAAAAAAUGGCACACUUUUUACAAGCUUAUAGCUUUGAUCAUUCUAAAAAUCUUAUUGCCUUCACCUACGCGCGUCUUUUAUUGUUGUUCUGGUGGGUUAAACAUAAAUGUUAAAAAUUUGGGUGCAGGUGAUAAGUUUUGAAACUGAAAUGUACGUCAGAAUGACGUGUAAAAAAAGUGUAAUGACUUCUUUUAUCUAACGUUAUUUUCACUAGUUAUUCAAUGGCGGAAUUGUUGGUGUGGCGCUAGAAUCGGUCCAAAACUAGCUUUAGUUUUGCUGUUGCUUUAAACUGGAGAACUUUUUAUGCUUUAAAAUUGUUACAACUUGCUUUGUUAUUUAUAAAAAUGUAAGAUCAUCGGAUAUUGGGGAUAAUUUUCAAAACUUAAAUGUUCAUCAGAAUGACUCCAAAUCUAUAAAAGAAUUGUAACGACUUUAUUUAUCUGACAACAUUCUAAUGAACUCUUCAAUGGUUAAAUUGUUGGUUUGGUGCUAGAAUUGUUCCAAAAGUUCACUGAAAGAAGUUAUUAUAAUUGGGUAUCUUCAAGUGACGUCAGGAUUUUGUGUCGAAACUGAUAGGCUGAUGCACCAGGGCUUAAAUGAUUCAGCAGCCAAUCAGUUUUAACACCCACGAUUGACGUCACUUGCAAGCGCCAAAUUAAAAUUGAUUUUGUGUGGUGAUAAACCAAAUCUGAUAGUUGUAACGUAAAUACGCCAUCUUGUUUUUACACAACCAAUUGGCUGGAGCUGCAUAUACCCAAUUGUAUGAAAACAACUAUGACUUAAAAGACCUGCGUGAAUCGUCGUGACUUACUCUCAGAAGUAUCUUUAAUAACUGCAAUUAAAAAAUAAAUAAGUUAAUGAAUAAAAAAGUAAAGAAAUAAGUUAGGCAAAAUAAAUAAUAAAAAAUAUUAAAUAAUCUAGAACUAUUAAAUUUUAUCAAUAAAAUCUCAAUGUCAAAAUGUGGAAAUAUUUUUCUUUUUCAGUAAAUGACUGCUGUAUUCAGCAGUUAAUGUGUUACAUUUCAUAGAUAUUCAUUCGUUAUUAUAGAGAUUUUGCUUAGCGUUACGUUUCCCCGUAAUUCAAAUGCUAACGCUAUUUGAGCUUCACUGCGCAUGAGUGAAAAUUUUCCGACAAAUCACAGUGUUUCUAAGGGGUAUAAAUAAAGUUAGCAUUUAUAUUAACGUAAGACAAACGCUAUGCAAAAUCUCUUGAUUAUUAUGUUAGGAGCUGGCUUCUUUCUCUAGUCUUUAUUCAUAUACAUGACAUUUUAUAAAUGUAAAUUGGACUUCGGAAGAUUUCUAUUUAAAAACAUAAAUUAUGUUUCAUGAAAUGUUAUGCCUUUGUUUUAAAUUAAUGUAUGGUUUCUAAGAGAGCUUGAAUAAGUUUUUA
This is a messenger RNA of Parasteatoda tepidariorum (common house spider), 3437 nucleotides long. NCBI's taxonomy places the organism in Eukaryota, Metazoa, Arthropoda, Arachnida, Araneae, Theridiidae. The record is from RefSeq and is a predicted model, not a curated record.